Messenger RNA from Trichogramma pretiosum, 1482 nucleotides. RefSeq names its product glutathione S-transferase 1-1-like. Gene Ontology annotation, molecular function: glutathione transferase activity. The record is from RefSeq and is a predicted model, not a curated record. Gene Ontology annotation, biological process: glutathione metabolic process. Bases 265 to 924 code for a protein of 219 amino acids. NCBI's taxonomy places the organism in Eukaryota, Metazoa, Arthropoda, Insecta, Hymenoptera, Trichogrammatidae. The transcript has 6 exons.
GCUCGCGAGGAAGCGAGUCUUAGAGAGACUACAUACGCGAAAUUUGAUGAAAGCCUUCUUUCGCAAAUCUCUCUCUCUCUCUCUCUCUCUCUCUAGAGUACAAAGGCAAAACUGAAGUAGAUCGAGUACCGGCUUUAACCAGUAUCGUCCUGGCAUCGAUCCGACCUCCUCGUACGAAUAAGAAUCCGUAUACUCGUGUGUGCACAGCCACUUGUAAUUCGUGUUGCAUUCGGCUACGAGUCAACUGUUCUUUGCGAGAAAAAAAUGACGAUCGAUAUUUAUUUUUUCCCACCGAGUCCGCCUUGCCGAGCUGUUAUGAUGCUCGGUAGAUAUAUUGGAGUUCACUUCAAUGUAAAAACUGUCAAUGUUUUAAAGGGAGAUCAAUUCAAACCCUCGUUCAAAAAACUUAAUCCCCAACAUACGAUUCCAACCAUCGAAGACAAUGGCUUCGUUUUGUGGGAAAGUCGUUCUAUUAUGGUUUAUCUAGUGAUGAAAUAUGCCAAAAAUGAUUCACUAUACCCGAAAGAUCCCGAAAAACGAGGCUUAGUCGAACAAAGACUUUACUUUGAUAUGGGGACUUUGUUUCACAAUAUUGGCUCCUACUACGGACCGGUGCUGCUUGGUUUGGCUGAUCAACCACCGGAACAACUCUUGGAACCCUUGGAGCGAUCCUUCAGUGUACUUGAUAUAUAUCUUCAAGACUCGGAUUUUCUUGUUGGAAACGAUCUGACUGUUGCCGACUUUGCCAUCGUCAGCUCAGUUUGCACGGCCAAGGCUGUGGGCUUUGACAUAGGUCGAUACGACAACGUCGCGCAAUGGUACGAGCGCUGUAAAAGUGCCAUGAGUAAAUGUGGCUUUGAGGAUGUCAAUGAAGCAGGAGCUAAUAUCUUUGGUGGAUUUUACAAAGCUAAUCUUAAAUCAUGAAGCACCAGAAAGCGUUUAUAUCAAAGUUUACAUUAUAGUGCUCACGUAAAAUACGUCACUACUCAAGUAAAAUAACUUUACGUAAAUUAAACAAUCACCAGUUUAGAUUAAAGCAACUACUCGUUCCCAAUCGUCGUUGAACUAAAAUUAUGAUAUUUUUAAAUUUCAUAGAAUAAAAUCGUUAAAUAAAUGAUGUCAAAAAUAUAAAAAAAUAUUAUAAAAGAAACUUUAGAUAAACUCAAUUAUUUUUAAUAUAUUAAGUUUUAUGGAAGAUUUGACCUCAAAGGCUCUAGGUCAUGGUCUUGUAUGUAGUACGUAGUGAAAAUAACUAAUUAUAGGAGCAAAAAAUUAUUCACAUAGUUCAAUGCAUGUAUAAGCAUUUAUCUAUGAAGUAUUAAUGAGAAAUCAUUAAGCGAGUUAUAUUCAAUAAAAAUAAUAUGUAAAAUUGUGAAAUUAAUUAAUGGAAAUUUUAUAUUUUUACAAUUUCAAACGGUGCAAAUAUGUAGAAAAGUUGUUAAAAUAUUUAUGAAAAUAAAUUUCUUGUAUUGAUUCCUAAAA